Molecule: messenger RNA, 5736 nt
Organism: Plasmodium gonderi
Lineage: Eukaryota; Apicomplexa; Aconoidasida; Haemosporida; Plasmodiidae
Exons: 1
Coding region: 1-5736 (1911 amino acids)
Source: RefSeq, a predicted model, not a curated record
AUGACAUCUACAUACAUAAAUGAAAUUCGAAAAAAGCAGAAAGAAUAUUUAAGUUAUUUAUUCGGUAAAUUUGAAAAAUAUUCAAAUGAAAAGGUUAUAACUAAUUUAAUAAACAAAUCGUUAAAUGAAAUUUCUCUGCACCCCUUUCAAGAUGUUAACAAUAAUGAAGUUAUAGAUGAUAUCAAUGGAUUUAUUAACGAGUUAACAAUUAAUGCUGAGUAUAAGAAGAAAAAAAUAUUUAAACACUUAUGUGAAAUAUUUCUUAAUGAUAAAUUUUAUAUAUAUGAUGAAAAAGACAGAUAUGAAUUAAAAUUCGUCAUUUUAAAAUUACUCUUUUUAAUUAGUGAAAGUAGAACAAUUGAUAAUACGAAACAUAUUGACUACUUGUAUGAUAAAUAUUUUUUAAUUAAGGAAGAAAAUGUUCCUGUGGUUUUGAAUAUCAAUGAGAAGAAUGCUUUAGAUGACAUAAACAUCUUUAACAUUCAAGAGGAAUCAAAAUAUCUUAAGGAGUUAUAUGACACGGAUGAUGAAAUUAUCACAUUAUCAACCAUAUCAUGCGAAGAGGAUAUACAAAAUGAUGAAGAUGAAAAAAAUAAAUCACAACAUUAUGACCUUUUAAGUGAUACAAAUAAUCAGCUGGAUAAUUAUAAGACCCAAACAAAAUGUGAUAGUGACACAAAAAAUAAUUACAGUCGUUUUUAUGAAAAGGAAUACACACAAUAUGUUGACAAUUAUAUGAAAAGUAAAAAUGAUUUAACAUAUGAAAAUGUUAUUAAAAACAUAUCACAAUGUGUUUAUGAAUAUCCUUAUAAUGAAGAUGUGGGGUAUGAAUGGAAAAGUUUUAAUGAAAGUUCAUCACUCCAGAAUAGGAAAUCUAUCCAAAGUCUGGACAGUUUUUCUUCCUAUGAACGUUACAAUAAAUAUAGGGAAAAUGAAAAUGCGUGUCAAGGGAGAAGUAAGAAAAAUUCUUCACGCAAUCAUAUACAUCGCCGAAUGAGAAACCACAGUUCCAGUGCCACAUCUGAUGAAGAUAUACUUAUAAGCUUGAAAAAAAGACAAAACAAAAGUAAAUAUGAACCGUACUCCCGUAAAUACAAAGAAGAACAUUACUUUUUUAAUAACAUAAAUCUGUUCGAUGAGGAACAUUAUGGCACUGAUGACAAGGACAGGAACAUUAUAUACGAAACUGAUAUUUACAAUUUGCAUAACGUAUUCUUUAGUGACACGAGGCACGAAGAUCAUGCAUGGGAAUCAUGGGAAGCCGGUUCAGGUGAUAAUAACUAUGGAAUGACAAACACUCUACUGGAGGGAGAAGUAAGAGAUAGGACAAGCCAACGACGUGAUGACACAAGUGAAGAUAAUCCACUCGGUCAUCGUUCUAUCAUUCUAGGGGACCUAGCCCUACAGGGAUACAGAUUCAACGAGCAAGUUAAGGCUACUAGUAGUAAUUCCCAGAAGUGUAGGAAUAUCAUCAUUGUUGAUAAGGAGAAUAACAAGGGAAAAUUUUUAGACGAAAAACAAACCAUCAAUGAAAGAAAAAUGAAAAGGAAAAACACAUUUUAUGUAAGCGAAAUAUUUAUAAUAAAAGAAAUUCUAAUGAUGUUGUCAUUAAAUUGUCCUAUAAAAUUUAAGGAAGAUUAUUUUACAAAAUUUUCUGAUUUCUUAUUUAAUAAGGCAAUGGAUAAGAAAAAAAUAAAAGAGGAUUUUUUAUUUUAUAUACAUAUAGAAAAAUACGAAAAAAAUGAAAGUGUUAUAAAGUAUCGUGCAGUCAUUAAAAACAUGAUGAAUAUUAAAUUGUAUAAUAUAAGAAGAAGAAUUUUUAAAAACUAUGUAAAAAAAAUAAAAAAAGUUAGUAUCAAGUUGUUUUAUUUGAACAUUUUUUUUUUUCUUGUGGAUAAAUUUCGAUAUUUUUUUUUUCUUUUACCACAUAACUUAAAUGAUAUUAUUAAUCACAUCAUAUAUAUACGAGAAAACAUUUCCAAUGAUGAAGGGAAGAACAAUAUAUUUUUACUCUUUCAACAUAUUAAUUUGAAUGACAACAAAAGUAGGCGUAGUAAUAGAAACUUAUAUUAUCCAGGAAAUUUCCUUGAAUGUUUCAUUGACUCACUAAAAUGCAUAUAUUCCGAAUGGACUUGCAUAAUAGAUAUUUUAUAUAAUUAUCACACUCUGUUAGUAAUGAGACAAUACAAUAUUGCACCUGUUACGGAUGAAAAAAUUUGGGAAUUUUUGAAUAGAAUGGGUACAAUACGUGUUAUAGAUUAUUUAAGGGUUGACCAUUUUGUGAAUUGGAAAAACAAGAAAAGGAAGAAAUACCAACGUGAGGAGUUUACGCCUGAGGAGUUAGAGGAGGAGGAGAAGAAGAAGAAGAAGAAAAAGAAGAAUGAGAUGAAUUCGGACCCAGAUAAGGAAAGAAAAAAAAGUAAACAUUUUAGUACAAGUAGAAAACAUAGAAGCAUAAAACAUGGAAGAAAUAGAUGGCAUAACGCAAGGGAGAUAUUUGAUGAACAAAACUUAUUUAGUUUUAGAUCGCUCAGUCUGAUCCAUUUACAUGUUAUAGUAAAUAAGUACCUUUAUGUAUGGAAUAAUCUGUAUGAUUUUGUGAACUUUAUGUUAUCCUACCUAUUGUACAAUAUCAGUAUUAGGGAUUACGCAUAUUUUAAUGUGAAUUAUGACAAUGCAAAAAAAUUCAGCGUAUUCUACGAUAUGACAGUACUAUAUUGGAGGAACUGUCAAAUUAUGAAUAAUAAAUCGUUGGAAAAAAUUUUUCGUUUUCUUCUAAACGGUUUGAAUGUAUAUUAUUCUAAACAUAUAAGCAACUGGAUUAAAAUGGGAAAAAUUGAUGAUAAGUUUAAUGAAUUUUUUGUCUAUUCAAAAGAAAAUAUUGAUGAUGAGCCAUUCAGAAAUCAAACGCUUCUUAUAAAAAAACAAAGUGAAUUUGUCAUAUGUCCUGAAUUUUUUAAUUCCUUUGUUUUUUCCUUAAUAAGCCUUGGAAACAACAUACGAUUGUUUAUGAAAAUUUGUAAUGAGAAGGACAUAGAUUACAUCGAUUAUUAUUUAAGGUGUGCAGAACAACAAAGUUGUCUGAAUCGUUCCAUGGAUAAGGAAAUAAUCCGCAGUUUUGUAUGUGACAAGAAAUUGGGAAAUGAAAAUUAUCACACGGAUCUGGAUUAUCGUUAUAAUAAUAUUCACAAUGGUAACAACCCUGAUGAUGGUAAUGUUGACGAGUUCGAUGAGUACGAUGAUGCUGAUUCGUGUGAUGAAGUCCAUUUUACACCAGAGCUUCCAAAUAUUUCCAAACGUCUACACGAAAACACUCUAAACUACUAUUACAAUAUUGAGAACUUGAAACAUAUUCAAAAUAACUCACUAGAUAUCAUACCCAAAAUUUUGGAAACGUGCCGAAAUAAAGAAAAUCGGUUACCCUACUUUAACAAAUGUAUCAUGUCAUUAAAUGUAUCAUACGAUUUAUACGUUAAAAAAUUUCUACAGGAACAAUUUUUUCAUUGUUUUCUCAAAAGUAAUCGUAUUUUUUUACACAGUUUAAUGAAAUAUGCAUAUCUCUUAGAAUAUUUUUGCUGUUUGCGUAGUUUAGUAUUUCUGGAAAUAAGUGAUUUUAUAUCCCCUUUUUUUGAGCUUAUUUUUAAAGAAACUUCAAUACCUAUUAUAGACGAAAGAAACAUUAACACGACAUUUAGACAAUGCAUUGUUCAUAACUCAAAUCAGCUACAUCGUAGUAGUAUAAACGUAAAAGAAGGUAGUUGUUAUUCUUGUUCCUCAUUUUUGCACAAGCGGUUUGUAUUACUCCAUAUGAAAAUUUUGUUGGCUAAGGAUUCCCAUUAUAAGAAAGAAAAAAAGAAAAAUUUACAUCAAGGAAAGAAGACGGGUGAUUUUAUGCAUAAGCAAUGGGAUGAUUCUUACUGGCCAAACUGCAUGGUUUGUUCGAGGGAAGAGAAUGGCUUAUCAAGCGUUAGUGACGGACAAAAAAAGAAUUCCAUCAGCUUUGUUUCAACCUCGCGUAAUCGAAAUGACCAAAGGGACGACCACUUGCUGAACGGAAGAAUGGAUAAUGCAAUUGGAGGAGAGGCAAGAUUGAGUAAUUACAUCAAUGAUAUAAGGAAGGGACAACAAACAAAGGAACAGGUGACCUUAGUUCAAAGGGAAAAUACUAGUAGAAAUCAAGAUUCGCAAUAUAUUAGGGAAUAUUCUAUAUACCAAGAGUUGAUAAAAAAUUUUUACAAGGAAGAAAUAAUAACGAAUAUUUUGAAGAGAUUCCAUUUCACACUAAGGGAAAAUAAAUUAUAUAAUAACAACAUCAAUGUUAUAAGUUAUAGAAAUUUAAUCAUAGAGACAAGGAGUGGUGGAACAUGUUUUGUGGACUUUUUAUUUGAUUCAAAAUGUUUAGAAAAAUAUUCGACGAUAUUUUCUUACUUUUUAGAAAUUAAAAAAUCAUUGCACAUAUUAAAUUUAGUGCAUAUAUUUUAUAAGUACUUGAAAAUAAAAAAAGUACAACAUUAUGAGCAAGCACAUGUAAUCAUUAUCUCUUUAUGUAUUUUAAAGUAUAAAAUAUUUUUUUUUUUAAACACAUUAUAUACCUACUAUCAGUGGAUUUUGAAUUUUUCGUGGAAUCAUUUUAUUAUCACUUUGUUAAAAUCAAAGUCAUUGUACCAAAUAAAACAUAGUCAUCAGUUGUAUAUAAAUUUUUUAAUCGAAACAAUGUUAAUACCCAUACGCACUAGACAUGAAGAAUUGCACAAUUUUUAUAUAAUUAAUGAAUACAGAAAAAAUAAUGCUCUUUUUGAGGAAUAUGAGAGAAAAUUUUUUAAUCACGCAAUAAAUAAAAAUAAGGAACACAAUUUAAAGACACCUCCUUUUCAACAAAAAACAUGGGAUAACAAUAUUUCCAUAUUACACCAAACUGACGAUUACAAUUUUGGUCCUACCCCACGGAGGGAUGACUUGAAUGUGGGAAUAAGUAGAGUUUCCUAUGGUGGAGAUAAUAUCAGUCCCCCUGAUGCUGACAUAUACCUAGGACAAAUAAAACGGAACGUUGAUACGAGUACAAAUGAGGAUAUAAAUGUCGUCAAAUCCAAUUCCACAUUUCAGAGUUCAUUUAAUAAGCAAUUCUUACUCAAUGAAUUAUUUUCUAACAAUCUUUUAAAUAUGUUAUUUAUACCUUCUCAAAUAUAUGAAAUUCUUCUAAAAUUGAGCAAAUUAUUUAACAUCAAUUUUGAUUUAAACUUUGACAACUCGUAUGACAUGACUUUUUUUCAGAGUGAGAAGGAGACGUUAGAUGAGGUACAUGACUAUGAAGAACAACAACAACGACAGGAUGAGGACGACGAAAAAGAAAUAAUGAAUGUAAAGAAUGGAAUAAUAAACUCAAAUAACACAAUUGCAGCAGGAGAAAUCGAAAAAAAUAUUAAAUAUGGAAAAAGAGAUAGUGAUGAGAAUAACCCUUCAGAUAGAGAACAUAUUUUAUUUUCCAUAAAUAAUCACAUAAAAACUCUUUCAAAAAUAUUUGAUAUUCAUUACCUAGAGUUUAUGAUCAAAUUAAACAUUAUUUCUUUGAAUGUUAACGAAAAUAGUUUUUUUGGCCCAAAUAAGGACUCUAGACUUUUUAACCAUGUUUUAAGGUUGGACAAAACUAUCUUGAAAAAAAUAACUAGUCUUCAGUAUAUGCUGUCUUUUCAUUCAGUAGGUAGGAACCAAACGGGUACUACACAUAUGCAGUUAUGA